Puccinia triticina is the source of this 3627-nucleotide messenger RNA. RefSeq lists its product as uncharacterized. The transcript has 25 exons. The record is from RefSeq and is a predicted model, not a curated record. Lineage: Eukaryota; Fungi; Basidiomycota; Pucciniomycetes; Pucciniales; Pucciniaceae. Bases 1 to 3627 code for a protein of 1208 amino acids.
AUGCCCUUCGGGAAUCCAAAUCCGAAUUACGGGAACCGCGACGCUCAUGAUGGUUAUGGCCCUAGCACCGGGGGCGGGACGAAAGGAAGCAACGUUCCCGGACAAGGCGCUACCACUUAUCCAGGUACAAUCGGGUUUAGCAAGGAGAAUGCGGUAAAUUCCCCUGGAGGUGUUUCGAACGGUGGGACUUUACCAGGUGGUAUCUUACCGGGCAGUGCGAAUGGCAUACCGGGAAGUCCUCAACCGGUAGCAAACAGCGGGACCAUCCCCCCCGGUAUCGUAAAGUCCGGCCCAGGCAACUUAGGCACCUCACCUGUGACACCGAUCCUGGGCUCGACGCCUCAAGGGGCCAGCUUCAAUGCCUCGGGGGCAGGUCUCCCCAUCAAUCAAGAAAAUCUGAGCAAGACCAUCGUCGGUAAUGGAACAUCAACAGGAAGUGGAGGUGGUAAGGUUGGGCCUGCCAAUCCAAGUAAUGACUCAAACGCUGCAGCGCCAAACGGAGGCUCUGGAUUGGUCACCAGCUCGAAAUCACAAAACGGGGGCGGAAUGCCGAUUGGAGGCAUUCAACCCGGGGCAUCAGCUCUGGCCGGCAGUACCGGACUUGGCCCUGCAGCCAGUCCUCAAGAAGCAACCCCUGGAUCUUCGGCUGGUACCCCCGGAUCCUUAACCGGCGGGCGGCUUCCGGGAAUAAAUACCAACAGUUUAACCGGCUCUAUUCCAAAUGUGGGAGGUGGUCUAAGCGGAGCACAAGAGUUGCCCGUAAAUGCUCAAGGAGCUCUCGGCGGCAUCAACGGCCAUCCAGGGGUUGGCUCAGUUUUAAGUACUCAGGAUUCUGACGGAACGCUGAGAGGGUUGCAAAACAUUCCCGGCGCUGGUGGGCAAGGGAAUCUGAAUGGUAUUCAAGGUUCAGUUCCUGGAAUAACAAAUUUAGGAUCUUUGCUCGGAGGUCAAGCACCCUCCGUUGACCCCAGCGGUAUUAACCCUGGCGGCCCGAAAGGCCCUUCCCCAGGUCCUUCCUCCGGGGUACUGACAGGUCAAGGCACUCCAAACAAUCUUAACGGGCCCAAAGGACCAAUUCCCACACCAGGUGGCUCGACCGGUCUCUUAAACAAUCUUCCUGUUCUCGGUGGGCAAGGGGCUUCAGGAAGUCCAAAUGGUAUAUCGGGUUCACUAUCUUCAUUACUUGGUGGCCAAGCUGCCGGGCCUAUCCUCGGCGGAAGUGGUAGGGAACAAGGUUCCAAUGGCCUAUUGGGCUCAGUUUCGGGACUCACUGGUGGUCUGGCGGGGGGUAUUUCUCCACCUCGAGGCUCGUUAGGUAACAUCCCAGUCGUCUCGUCAUUACUUGGUGGCUCUUCAGGUCCGGGUCGAAACGCAGCAGGCGCUGGCUUGUUGACCGGGGACCAAGGGCUUGGUAUAAAUCUGAAUGGAUUGGGGGGGUCUGUGUCUGGCCUCACCGGUGGGCUUCGUUCCCUUCCAAUUGUCGGUGGUCAAGGUCAAAACAACAAUCUUCCACUCGGCGGAGGAGGUUUACCGUUGAAUCCUGGUAGGAUAGGAUCUCAAUUGGGCGGCUCUGUGUCUGGUCUUACUGGUGGGCUUAGUUCCCUUCCAAUUGUCGGUGGUCAAGGUCAAAACAUCAAUCUUCCACUCGGCGGAGGAGGUCCACCUGGCGGGAUAGGAUCUCAAUUGGGCGGUUCUGUGUCUGGCCUUACUGGUGGGCUUAGUUCCCUUCCAAUUGUUGGUGGUCAGGGUCAAAACAACAAUCUUCCACUCGGCGGAGGAGAUUUACAGUUGAAUCCUGGUGGAAUAGGAUCUCAAUUGGGCGGCUCUGUGUCUGGCCUUACUGGUGGGCUUAGUUCCCUCCCAAUUGUCGGUGGUCAAGGUCAAAACAACAAUCUUCCACUCGGCGGAGGAGGUUUACAGUUGAAUCCUGGUGGGAUAGGAUCUCAAUUGGGCGGCUCUGUGUCUGGCCUUACUGGUGGGCUUAGUUCCCUUCCAAUUGUCGGUGGUCAAGGUCAAAACAUCAAUCUUCCACUCGGCGGAGGAGGUUCACCUGGCGGGAUAGGAUCUCAGUAUAAUGGACAUAAUGUCCACCGACCAGCAGGUGAUGGAUACGGACCUGCUUUGCGCAAGCGCUCAGACACCGGUCUGCCCGUAACUGACAUCCCUUCAUUUGGCGACGGAGAUGAUUCUACAGAUAGUAGCUUUGAGAGUUUCGGCUUCUCUCCCCCACAAGACUUUGGGAGUAACUCUGGUGCCUUCAAUAGUCAAGGUGGCUCGGACGACUCAGUCAACUUCCCUAACCUAGGCGAUCAAGGAUCCAAUGGGAUUGGAGGACUGAUUGCAAGUCUACCUGUGGCUGGUUCCAUCCUUGGUGGAAAUGGUGAAACAGCCCCCGAUGGGCAGUUAGGUUUGCUGAACAACUUGCCCGUAGUCAAUUCCAUUUUUCGCGGAAACCAAGGUGGUAUUAUUCGUCGUGGUGUGUCGGAUGGCCUUGGAAACCUUCCUGUUGUUGGAGCUGCCCUAGGUGACGGCGGUGUUGGCGGGAUUGUCAAUGGCCUCCCCGUAGUUGGCGGGAUUGUCAAUGGCCUCCCCGUAGUCGGCCCUCUCGCAAAUGGAAAUGGCCCGGCAGGUCAGGCCAGCUCAGGAGGUUUGUUGAACGGGCUGCUCGGCGGGGGUGGCGCGCAAGGAGGACUAUUGCGCCGAGGUUUGACGGAUGGCCUUGGAAACCUUCCCGUUGUUGGAGCUGCGCUAGGUGACGGCGGUGUUGGCGGGAUUGUCAAUGGCCUCCCCGUAGUCGGCCCUCUCGCAAAUGGAAAUGGCCCGGUAGGUCAGGCCAGCUCAGGAGGUUUGUUGAACGGGCUGCUCGGCGGGGGUGGCGCGCAAGGAGGACUAUUGCGCCGAGGUUUGACGGAUGGCCUUGGAAACCUUCCUGUUGUUGGAGCUGCACUAGGUGACGGCGGUGUUGGCGGGAUUGUCAAUGGCCUCCCCGUAGUCGGCCCUCUCGCAAAUGGGAAUGGCCCGGCAGGUCUGGCCAGCUCAGGAGGCUUGUUGAACGGUGGAUCUGUCCUUGGCGGAAAUGGCGAGCCCAAUUCAGAUGGAGUAGGAGGACUGGUCAACGGAUUACCUGUCAUCGGUGGGCCAGGCGACAUUGUCAAUGGCAUCGGUCUCAAUCGGCUUCUUGGGCGAAGUGCACUUCACGACCCACGAUCGUACCAAGGCGACAAUGAUGCAUACUCGGACACGGGUGAUCAAGAGGCCGCCCAAGAUGAUGAAUACAAUUUACCCAACCCUUUCACAGCCAGAGAAGGUCAGCGUGGCCGGUACGAUAACCGGUACGGCUCUGACCGUUCCGGGCCCAGCAUGAGGCAUUAUCUCGCUAAUAGCUACAAGCACGGUGGAAGCAAGCCGACUUCUGAUCAGGAACCCGACAACAGCGACAACACGUAUGCUAAACGGGGCGUAUCCGGCUUUUUGGGAAACCAGAACGACCAACCUACAGACCAAUCCAGCUCCCCCGCUAAUCCCCAACUGGACACCCAGACCAGUUCCCAGUCAGCCUCGGAAACGAACGACGAAGCCACUAGCCAGUCAGGAGGAGUCCUUGCAUGGUUAGGUAACAUUCUAUAG